AUGGUUGGCAGAGCUGGGGAAGCGUUCAGAGUUUCGGAGUGUAAGGAGAUAAUGGAGCUUAUUAAACUGACGGAUUGGAGAUGCUGGGAUUAUUUGGAGAAGAUCGACAAGAAGCUAUGGACACGUUCACAUUUCGAAGGGGAGAGAUUUAACGUGAUGACUUCUAACGCUGCUGAAUCGUUGAAUAAUGCUCUUCUGCCCGCUCAUGAUAGUCUUAUAAUGGCAUUGUUCGAGUUUAUUCGCCGGAAGCUGUGUACAUGGUCUGUGAGCAGACGCAGCGAGAUCAGUAAGAUGAAGGGAAAUGUUCCAGAUAAUAUUCAAAAGAUACUGGUCGAACAGCUGGUGCUGUCAACGGGCCUUCUAGUUAUGCCAUGUUCGACUUGGUUAUUCGAAGUUACGCACAUGCCAACUAAUUUUGGUUUCACGGUUGAUCAGGAUAAACGAACUUGCACUUGCCUCGAAUUCCAAAAGCUUGGUUUGCCAUGCCGACAUGCCAUUGCUGCUGCUUCUUACCGUAAUAUGCAGUACAGCAUGUUUGUUUGCAAACACCAUCUCAAAGAGACAUGGGCUAAAACAGUUAGGGGUAUCAUACUUCCGGUUCCGGAUCCAAAGGAUGUUGAAGUGCCAGCCGAAAUACUAACGGGAGUCGGAGGGAGCGAUGAUGAAUCCGAUAGUAAGGUUGAUCUUGAAGACUAUAAGGAGUACCUUGAGGAACAUCACCGGAGCGAGUCCGAGUCAAGUCGAGAAUCCAAAUGA
Brassica rapa (field mustard) is the source of this 756-nucleotide messenger RNA. RefSeq lists its product as uncharacterized. Gene Ontology annotation, molecular function: zinc ion binding. The record is from RefSeq and is a predicted model, not a curated record. Lineage: Eukaryota; Viridiplantae; Streptophyta; Magnoliopsida; Brassicales; Brassicaceae.